AUGCCGCCGGGAUUGGCUCACUCUUUUAGUCGAAAAAUUCAUAUUGACGUUUCGCUCACUAAAGUAGGAUACUCAAAUUGGCAAUGUUUGGUAUCAUGUUCUGUGCUACCGGAGAUUGGAAGCAUGCUUGUUGAAAAGGCAGACCUUGCUCAGCUUGCCAAAAGGGGUCUGAUCAAGAUCAGAAAUUUAUUUCAUGCCUGGCGCGAUUCUCGUUGCAUUUUUGAAGGUCUGCGCUUGCUGAGAACUGUAAUCCAGCUUGUCCUCAAGUUACGGAUAUCACAAGUACGCCAUAGAACUACUUCUUCCAAUCGUCAAGUCGAAGACGUGGAAAUCUUCAAGGUGUGCUUGGAUUACUGGUGUGCCUUAACAACCGAGUCGUGUCGUCUGAAUCCAUUCACGCCCCCAUCUCCACCUAUAACUUCAUUUUCUUGUCGAGGCCACGUCUGUGCAAAAGAACAUCCGAGGAGAAAGCUGUACAAAGACACCGAUCAAAUUUGCGUACUAUCAUGAACACACUGUGUUGGGCGGUCGGUUCCAUCUCCGGA
This is a messenger RNA of Cylicocyclus nassatus, 545 nucleotides long. NCBI's taxonomy places the organism in Eukaryota, Metazoa, Nematoda, Chromadorea, Rhabditida, Strongylidae. The record is from the annotation of a GenBank genome assembly.